UGCGGUGAAAGAAAGGAAAACAGAAAAACUAGUAACUAAGUUUAAAGAGUGAAUCAUAAAUUUAAAACGUAAAGAACUUAAAAAAUUUUAUAAAAUUAAGACUUUGGCUUUUGAAAACAAAACGAACUAUUUAGUGAUAAAAGUGUUUUAUCUUAAAACAUAUAGUUUUAAAGUGUUUUUGGAAAAAUUUUAAGACAUUUUUAUAAAGCAUCAAUAAAAAUAUGGUCAUCAACACCCCACUCACUGUGCCUUGUGGCACUGCGAGUCCGCCGGCCACUCGCUCUCGGGUACAAAUCGAUUGGGACAUCAAUGACACAGUUGUACCCAUGGUUACAGAAUUCGAUGAGUUCCAUGAUUGGGCCAAUGGCCAUUGCCGCCUUGUUUACUCCAGCACGAGUGAGGAAGCCAAGAAACAUUCUUCCGGUUGGGCAAUGAGGAAUACCAAUAAUCACAAUAUCAACAUUCUCAAGAAAAGCUGCCUGGGAGUUCUACUCUGCAGUGCCAACUGUAAAUUGCCCAAUGGCAAUAGUGUACAUCUAAGGCCAGCCAUUUGCGACAAAGCCCGCCGGAAGCAACAAGGAAAAGCUUGUCCCAAUAGAAAUUGCAAUGGCCGCUUGGAGAUUCAAUCCUGCCGUGGACACUGUGGCUAUCCCGUUACCCAUUUCUGGCGACGUGCUGGCAAUACCAUCUUCUUUCAGGCCAAGGGUACCCAUGAUCAUCCACGCCCUGAGGCCAAAGGUUCCAGCGAGGCGCGCCGUCUUCUAGGUAGUGGGCGUCGUGCUCGGAGCUUGGCAGUUCUGCUAGCAAGAGAUGCUGCCCUUAAUGACAAGUUGACCAGCCUGAGAACGGGCAAAAGACAAAAUCAUAAAAUGGAUGCCAACUUGAAUGGAUCAAUGAACCCAGCACACAAAAAGAAACGGCCUAUGAGGGAAUUAACCCAAAAUACCAACAGCAAUGCGCAUUUGGUACAGAACUCCUAUAAUAAUCCUGUAACAGAGGUACCACAUUUUGAUCAAGGUCUGCAAAAUCAAUGGCUGCCUGAGAUUAACAGCCCUCUCUAUACCAACAAUGUUACCACCACAUCCACAACCUUGCCCGAAUUCAACUACAGCCCCAGUCAAAUUUCUUCGUUGGAGCAACAGACUUAUAACAUUCAUUAUGAAACUCCCGCCUCAUGCCUUAGCUCACCUCAAUCAUCCACCUAUUCUUAUGCUCAACAAUAUUCACCCAAUAAUUCCGCUAUAGAUGAAGGCCUAAUGGCUGUAACCCCCAAUGCAGUGUACAAUCAACAGCUUCCAGCAGUUGCUUCCGAGUUCUCACCUUUGGACAAUAAGAAAUGGCUUUAUGAGAGCUGUGAUGAUGCCUCCAGUCUCACCAGUAGCUCCGGCUACAAUUCCGAUGAUUAUUACUACUCCUCCUAUGUAUCACCCAGCUUGAAUGUCUUUGAGUCCUCAACAACUGUUUCAUCUUCCCUGAGCAAGGAGAUGCCUCAACAACAAGCUCAGCUUCCUAGUCCUACCUACUAUAGCUCAGGCUCACCCACAGCCACCGAUAUUUAUCAGAGUGUCUUUGAAGCUGACCUACCCUCGACAUUGUAUGGUAGCACCGCGGCUGAUAACAACUACCAGACCAGCAUCAAUCACUCGGAGUUUGGUGAUAACAUGCUUAAUCAUGCACCCCAACAGCAACAAUAUCAGGUCUUAUCCAACUACACUUCCGAUGUUGGUGCAGGCAAUGCUGCCGUUGGACAAACGGGAACCGAUUUCUAUUACAGCAAUUCGGGUGGUGAUAAUGGCGGAGAGUGGAAUAUACAAAUGGAGAACUCCUCAACGGCCAUGUAUAGUCAACAUCAUCAUCAACAGCUACAGCAAAUGGAUAGUCAAGUGUUAACUCAGCAACAGCAGCAUGUAUUGCCCUCACUCUCCGCGGGAGUUUUUUAAUAAAACCUUAAACGCUAA
Messenger RNA from Stomoxys calcitrans (stable fly), 1958 nucleotides. It is a transcript of the gene gcm, whose product is annotated as transcription factor glial cells missing. The transcript has 2 exons. Gene Ontology annotation, molecular function: RNA polymerase II cis-regulatory region sequence-specific DNA binding; DNA-binding transcription activator activity, RNA polymerase II-specific. The coding region runs from base 222 to 1940 and encodes 572 amino acids. The record is from RefSeq and is a predicted model, not a curated record. Gene Ontology annotation, cellular component: nucleus. NCBI's taxonomy places the organism in Eukaryota, Metazoa, Arthropoda, Insecta, Diptera, Muscidae. Gene Ontology annotation, biological process: regulation of transcription by RNA polymerase II; gliogenesis.